UCUGUUGUAGCCCUAAAAUCAUUUACGUGGAAUAAAAACUAAAUUAUAUUGUGAAUGGAGCGCAUUUUACAUUUCUCCAUUGCAUACUUUCCGCCAUUGAUUUUUAUCUCUGUCUUUUUUUCAUUCCCGAUCUGUCAAAGUGUCAAAAAGGCAACAUAAUAUUAUGGGUCGCAAUGCUAAAAAGGGCGCUAAGGGUAAGCCAGGAGCACCUAACAAGUCCAAGAAAGAUAAGAACGUCUUCAAGGUAAACGAUGCCAAGUCAAAGAAGAAGCCAAAAGAAGUUCAAGGCAAAUUGAAAAAGAUCAAAGAAGCAGUUAAGAACAAACAAGAAAAAGUCGACGCCAGUCUUAAAACUCUUCACAAAGAUAUGGUUGUAAAGAAGCCAGUUGCAAUAAAACCACCAGUUGGAAAGAAGGGAAAGAAAGCUCCAGCCAAUACGAAAAACGUUUCAACAAAACUGGGCGACCUUAAAGUUUGAAAAAAAAAGUAGUUAAAACCAAUUCUGCCUCUGCAUCCCAUCCACACGAAGACGACUCGACGCAAUUGAAACAAUUUUAAUAGUAAACAGAAUCAAAAAUACAAUUUAAGAAGAAAUUUAAAAAAAAACGUUUUUACACUUGUACACUGUAUACCUACAUUGGGGCAUAUUGAAUUGAUUUAUAUAUAUACAUAGAAUUUGUUGUUAUGUAUUUGAAAAGCAAUAUUAGUUACAUUUUUUAAAGAUAUCAAGGAAAACACAGUUAUUGUAGAUGAAACAAACCAAAGUAUGAAAGCGUUUGCUAAAUAAAAAUUUAAAGUACAAAUUGAUAUAAAA
Eupeodes corollae is the source of this 814-nucleotide messenger RNA. Its product is annotated as tRNA (guanine(37)-N1)-methyltransferase. The coding region runs from base 164 to 478 and encodes 104 amino acids. The record is from RefSeq and is a predicted model, not a curated record. The transcript is spliced from 3 exons. Lineage: Eukaryota; Metazoa; Arthropoda; Insecta; Diptera; Syrphidae.